Molecule: messenger RNA, 7273 nt
Organism: Gadus macrocephalus (Pacific cod)
Lineage: Eukaryota; Metazoa; Chordata; Actinopteri; Gadiformes; Gadidae
Product: inactive ubiquitin carboxyl-terminal hydrolase 53
Exons: 18
Coding region: 2026-5301 (1091 amino acids)
Biological process (GO): protein deubiquitination; sensory perception of sound; response to auditory stimulus
Cellular component (GO): cell-cell junction
Molecular function (GO): cysteine-type deubiquitinase activity
Source: RefSeq, a predicted model, not a curated record
AGCCUCGGCACCGUGUUGUCAUUUCAACGGGUUAAUGUGCAGCAUGAGGGUUGAUAUCCACAGCAGGGAUCGUUCGAGCCGGCUGUGAGUCCGGUAAGCGGAGUAGGGAUGCUUAACUGUUGCUGUGGACUGGAUCAGACUCCUGGGUUUGGUGAAUGCUGAAGCGCAGGCUAGCUCAUUAUGAUGAUGAGGUGAAUGGUUACUCAUGAAUGCAAAAUUAUGAUUACAAAACACCUGAAAAAGACCGUAUUACCAUUGCUGACACAUAUAUGGCAGUGGGAGAUGAUGUGAACAUCUUGGGUGUUUGAGAAGUUGAGAAGUGUGUGGUUAAGGGGCUCGCUGUUGACUUGCUGUCACCACUUCUGGUUGUUGCUGUGUGCUGUGUUUUAAAUGUCUGCUGUGUGCCGUGUUGUAAUGUCCGCUGCCCUUUAAGUUUUUUUUUUUACAUAUGAUUUACAUUUUUGCUAUUUUAAUGCAUCCUGCCCUAAGAUGAAGAGACGCUCCCUGACAACACAGAAUCAUAGCGCAGAACUUAAGAGCGAAACUGCCUUUUUUAAAAUAAUCAAAACCUAUUUUUACCUAAUAAGCAAAACGCAAAAUUUUUGUUAUAGCCAAACGUGGCCAAUUCCAGCCAUGUACAUAAAACCUAACCUAUUGCCUUUCUGACAGGUUUACGGCAUGGUACAUUCAACCGUUGGCAAGAAUGUGACGAGAAUGUGUGGAGCAGGCCGCUGCAUUCAAUAAUAGCCUUUUUGACACACUUGUCACAAAUCAGCACUUUAGUGAUGGAAUGGCGACAUGAACCCUAGUGUAAGGAGAAGUAUUCAGCCUCCUGCUUGUCCUUUUACCUUAAGAGCGGCUGGACAUUAAGUCACAAUGUUUUCAACUAUGGUAAAUAUGGAGAAAUGCAGUAAAACUAGUUUUGAGUGGUAACGGUUUACUCUGGGAUCAGAGAGGCAGGAAUUGUGUUGUUUAUGUUUUAGAUUGUAAGAUUAGUGCAGCCAUUGAGAGUAGGCAACCGUCACUGAGACAAUAUAAAAGUGUUUGUUCAGUCAGAAGUAGGCCUACUUAUUAAGAACGCUCCUGCAGGGACAGUCAGAAUGACUCCAUGCUGUGAUUCCCGACUUUUAUAAUGAGUCACUUUCUUGGCGUGACUUAAACUGCUUUUUUGGUAGGCCUACUCAAUGAAUCCUGGGGAUUGGGGGAAGCAGCACGACAGUGUCAUGGCCACAUUUACUGGCACGCCGAGUCCGGAGACAUCUAGAAAACAGUUUGAAGAGCCAACUAGUGGUUUGUUAUGUUUCAGUUAAAUUCGUUUUUGCUCGCCGGUCCAAGAACAUGUGUGCUCUCUCGUCUUUCCCCUCCCGUUGGCUGAGUCGCGCGGAAGCGUGGCGGUUGACUCAGUGCGGAGUGGGUGUCCUGCGCCUGGAUGCUUUAGCCAAUCCGAUGCCCCGGGAAGGACCUGCUCCGUGGAAACGGCUCUGACUGAUGGAGUCCUUCACAGAGGCCUCGUGGCUCCACCCCCUCCCUGCCUGGGAUUCACCGUCCCUCCCCAGCAGAUCUUAAAGCCAUGCGCCCCAGCAGUAGAACGAGAGAAUAGACGCACUGCAAGAGGGAUCUAUUCAUAGAUCAAAGUUUUUCCUUUUUUAGUGCCAGGGGGUGGGGGGGUGGGGGGGGGGAUUUUAGUUUUUUUGUUUUUGGAUUUAUUUCAUCUCAUUUUACUCUGAGAAUAUUCUACCGUUUUACGCGGACGGGAGCCCCCUCUUGCGCUGUGAAGAUGGAGUACUAGAGGUCCAUGUGUACACCGCCCGUCGCUGCAGACAGUGGGGUGACCUAGCCCCGACCGCUGGGCGAGGACUUUCCCUUCCUACCAGGAACCCAGGAGGGGGGAGGAAGGGGGAGGUUGAGGGGGAGGGGUGCCGAGGCGUCCUCCUCAGCGGAAGGACCGCCACAUCCCCGACAGAGCCGUCUUUUCUUUUAUUCUUGGAAUAUUUUUUUUGUUAAGAAAGCGGACCUCUCUAUCCAAUGGCAUGGGUGAAGUUCUUCAGGAAGCCGGGGGGCAAACUCGCCAACUCGUACCAGGCGGGCAGCAUGCUGUCCCUGGCCCCCACCAAGGGCCUGCUGAACGAGCCGGGCCAGAACAGCUGCUUCCUGAACAGCGCAGUGCAGGUGUUGUGGCAGCUGGACAUCUUCAGACGCAGCCUGCGACAGCUGCCCGGACACUACUGUCUCGGGGAAUCCUGCAUCUUCUGCGCAUUGAAGGUCAUCUUCUCCCAGUUCCAGCACAGCCGGGAGCGAGCGCUGCCCUCGGACAACCUGCGGCUGGCCCUGGCCGAGACCUUUAAGGACGAGCAGCGCUUCCAGCUGGGCUUCAUGGACGACGCCGCAGAGUGCUUCGAGAACAUCCUGCAGCAGAUCCACCUGCACAUCGUCCCCGAGGAGAAGGAGAAGGACAGUUGCACCUCCCGCUCCUGCAUCACCCACCAGAAGUUCGCCAUGACCCUGUAUGAACAGUCUGUGUGCCGUAGCUGCGGGGCGUCCUCCGACCCCCACCCCUUCACCGAGCUGGUGCAUUACGUCUCCAUCACAGCCCUCUGCCAACAGGUGUACCAGCGGCGGGAUGAGUCAUUCGGGGAACUACUGCAGGCCGCCAGCACCAUCGGAGACCUGCGCAACUGUCCCAGCAACUGCGGCCAGAGGAUCAAGAUCCGCCGGGUCCUCAUGAACUCCCCGCAGAUCGUGACCAUCGGCUUCGUGUGGGACUCGGACCAGUCGGACCUCACGGAGGAGGUGAUCCGCUCCCUGGGGUCGAACCUCAACCUCUCUGGGCUCUUCUACAGGGUAACAGAUGAGCAGGCCAAGAAAGGAGAGCUUCUACUGGUGGCCAUGAUCUGCUACUCCAGCCGUCACUACUGCUCCUUCGCCUUCCACACCAAAUCCUCCAAAUGGGUCUUCUUCGACGACGCCACCGUCAAAGAGAUCGGCUCCCGGUGGAAGGACGUGGUCACCAAGUGCAUCAAAGGUCACUUCCAGCCACUGCUUCUCUUCUACUCCAACCCCGACGGCAGCGCCAUCUCCGUGGACCAGCUGCCGCGGCCCGACAGCAGCCAGGCCCCCUACAAGACCUCCGUCAACGGGAAGGCCCAAGGCUCGGAGUCGCCGCUCCCCGGCCCGAGGCAGCUGGACCUCACCAAGGAGAACCUCAACACCCUGCUGGGCUCCAGCUACUCCAAGCCCAAGGCCACGUCCACGCUGAGCCGCGGCAGCGGACACACCACCGCCGGGGGGCGAGGAGCAGUUUCGGGGAAGCUGGACUCCGGCGACCCGAAGAGGAACCUGAGGGAGAUCUCCAGAGAAGCGGCCCAGCGCGCCGGGGAGGUCCGGGGGAUAAACCUCCCCAGACGAGACCCCGACCGGACUGGACCCUGGAGGGCAGAGAGCCGCCUCAAAGACCCGGUUCCAGACCGUCCCGUGUGCCGCUCGGUCUCGCCCCCGGUGAACGGCUUCAAGCAGCACGUGCAAACGCGCCUCUACAACAGCCAGGGCAAGGGCCCCACGCGCAACGAGCGCCACGCCUUCAUCGGGGGCCGACCGGCCUCCCACGACCCCCCCCGGCCCCACGAUCGCCCCCACCCCAGGACGCAAGAGCCGGCGCCCGCGGUGGCUGCCGCACUGCGCGGCCCCCCUAGCAACAACAACGGGGGUGGUGUUCGUGGCGGCGGUGGGGUCAGCGGACACCCCAGCCUCCGCAGGCUGGACCACCACGCAAACGGGUACGAUACGGACACCAGCCAAGGCUCGCGGGACCACUCCGGCAGCGGAGGACGCUCCAGCCGGCCGUGGAAGCCCAUGAGGGAGGUGCUGAACGUGGACAGCGUGAUCGGCGCCGGCAGCGGCGGGGCGUACUCGUCCCGGCCGGACCGGAGGCCGGCCAGCCCCGGCCGGAGGAGGCCCAACAGCCACUCCCCUUCUCGGGACCGGGAGCGAGACCGGGAGCGAGACCGGGACCGGGAACGGGACAGGGAGCGAGACCGGGACCAGGACCAGGACCAGGAACAGGACAGGGAGCCGGUGGCGUGGGGCAGCCGGGAGGAGCACAAGCCCAAGAGCCUGAUGACCAUCUACGAGGACGAGUCCCGCCAGGACAUCGGGGGCAGCCGGAGCUCGCUGGACUCGGACAGCAGGGGCGGGUGGGCCCCCGGGGAACGUGCCCGGCCCCCCAUGGGGGCGCCCACGGCGCUCAAGGUGCACAGCGACCACUGGAAGUUCCAGCGGACGGAGUCGGGCUACGAGAGCAGCGACCGGCUCAGCAACGGCUCGGCCAGCUCGCCCUCGGUGGAGAACGUCUCCUCCAAAGAGCUGAAGCCCAGACCUGAGCUCCACCCGGCCAGGGACCCCUAUCAGCAGAUAAGAGGGGAUGAUGUCAACACCGACGUCACCCUCUCCUCCUUCUCCUACGAUGACCGUGGACGGAAACCAGCGGGUCUCAAGGAUCCCGAUCCAGUGUCUACUCCGUACCUGCAAAGGACCAGAGCCUUCCGCUACAACCCGGGCCGCCUGGAGAAGAUCAGCAGCCCUGACAGCGACCGGGAGGAGAACGUGGAUGGCAGCCCGGAGCCCCCCUACCUGGCCAAGACCAGCAGCUCAGAGUGGAACAGCUCCGACGACCUCGCCGGCCCCUUCUCCGAGCAGGACGACCCCCUGCCUCCGCCGCCGCCGCUGCCCCCAAAGGACUUCAUCCGCUGGCCCAGCGACUUCCCGGGUCUGGACGGAGACGCGGACCGGCGCCGGGACUCCCCGUCCUCGCCCCCGCCACCCUUACUGUCCACCACGCACCCGACCUUCCGCCGCUGGAUGGAGGCCACGCCCGACCACAGGCACUCGUCCGACUCCAGCUCCGCGGGCUCCAAGUCGGUGUCCUCGGACCAGGAGCGGAACGACCUCUCGGCCAGCGACAGCGAGAAGGGGUUCUCCGGGGACGGGGAUGCCGCCGCCGCCACGACGCCGCCGAGCGACGUGAAGCUCCCCACCACCUACUUCUCGGUGGACGGCUGCAUGACGGACACGUACCGGGCCAAGUACCACCGCCGGCCCCCGCUGCACGCCCUGACAGAGGCCUGGGGGGAGCAGCAGGCGUCGUCGGGGGAGAGCGACGCCGACUCGCGCCGGCUGCCCCCCGUGGAGCGGCGAGUGCCGGAGCCCGGGAGAGGGAGAUCGGAGCUGGGUUAUUCUACGGCUAAAAGUGCUGCGAGGUGGAACCCGGUGACUCCUAAAGGACUGGAUGAACACGGGUACCUCUGAGUUCCACUCAGGCGGAGCCACAAACUGUGCAGAAGAGCGAUGAUGAAUCUGUGAUUAUUAUUUUUUUUAAUCCUCCGAUUGAAGGGGAGACGUCGACAUGCUUAAACGACUCGUCUUCCCGUUGCACAGAAAAUCCGAAGCGCCAAAGAAAUCGAUUCCCGAAAAACAACGUUGAAAGAAUGUUACAAGUACCAGUUCCUCCUCAUUGCUUUGUAAAUACAACCUUAACAAAUCUGAAGCGUUUGGAAGCCAUAACACACCAAACUGUGUUAGCACAGUGCUUACGUCACUCGUAGCUCAUCCUCUUAAUGCCAUUGCAUUUUUCAAUGUGUUAUUAAGUUGCGAGAGGUCUGCUUUAAUCGUGUUUUCCUCCAUGUUCUUAGAAGGCAUUCCAGUGCUGUAAGUACACUCAUUAGCAGAGGGGUUGAAGAGUGGUAGAUUUGUAUCUUAGAAUGUCGCCAUGUUGCAUGUUAAGCUAGAUAACGGCAUACCGUCUUAUCCCAAAGAGCCUUCUUCAUGCCUUGCAAUAAUUACUUUGGUGAGUUGUGUUAUUUUUUUCAAAUUUACGGAAAUUUACUUAAUUGGUUUAAGAAGAAAAUCGGUGGAAUUUGUUUUCGGUACAUGACUUUGCUAUGUGACUGCGUGACUUUUAAGCACUUUUUGAGCUGAAUAAUUGUGGAAUGCCUUUUCUCUGGGGGGAUUCUGAACUGAGAGAGCGGAGAGCCCAGCCCGUGUGUUUAUGAAUAGUAGACUCAUUUGAAAGUCAUAUUAACAAAUCCUCACCAGCGGGAGUAAACGGGGAUAAAUAAAUUAUAAAGCACGCUCUGUCUCCACGCGGUUCAAAGACCCCAAAGCGGGCAGCGGUUAAACCAACAGGAGCUUCGGGAAAACCAACUGCACCUGAAACGGUUCUGGGCUUGUCUCACCAGGCAACGUCUCACAACACACACAGAGGAUCUGUACCAGAAUGUCUUAGUAUAAAAAAACAGCCCCUUAACUCCCCCUCCCCUUAACUCCCCGUCCCUUAAGAGGUUAACGGCACGAUUUAAACCAAGAAUAUGAACACGUGUUUCCAUUCAUUCUACCUUUUGCUCAAUCGGAAGCUUGUGAAUCAUUGGCCUGGAAUGUGAUGGAAGUAAAUAAAUCCUAAUGCUGUUUUCAUUUUGUUUAAGGUUCUGUUUUUUUGUUUGUCAUGUUUUCAAGAUGGCAGGAGAUUGUUGUGGGUUAAAUUGCACAUGUAUAGGAUACGAGCAGGACUAAGACGGAGCCCGGUUGGAGGGUGAGAAUGUGUGGUGGUGUUUUGUUGGUGAACAGGUAUCUGGCUAAUGCUCUUUCUGCACACACCCCAAUCACUCUUUCACUCUCUGUCUCUCUCUCUCUGUCUCUCUCUCUCUGUCUCUGUCUCUGUCUCUGUCUCUGUCUCUGUCUCUGUGUGUGUGUCUGUCUCUCUGUCUUUACCUCUGUCGCUUUCUCUCCAAGCUGCAGAGUCAAACAUCCCUAUAGAAUUUAUGUGUAUCAUAAUGCUGCAUUCCUCUUUAUUUCAUGUACUUUGUCUUAACACUCCCUUCCAAUACUCCUUAACUUUUUUUUAUAGGUCCUGUUAUGGGCAAAAGUAGUAGUGCUGUCACUAUAUUAAUGCCUUUUACUAUCAAUCCACGUUGGCUAAGAGUGUAGACGCUUUUGAGCAUGUCUUUGGGAAUUGAAAUGCUUAUUUUUAACAGAUUAUUUUUGCUUGGUCCCAUUCCUGAAUAUUCAUCCUCUACUUGGUAAAAUGCUGGAGAUGUCUUUUACGGUGUUUCGAUGGUAUCAACUGUUUUGUACAUUUUGGACAGAGUAAACUGCACAGUGCCUUUUGUACUUUUCUAUGUUCUCGACCAUUUGAAAUACAAUUAUGUGUAAAAUUCUUUGAUUUUCAGGAUUGUUUUUUAACAAGAUAUUUCGUUUGUAUUAAUUAUUAAACCAUUUUAUUUAA